AUGGAGACUUUCCUCCUUCUGAUGAAUAGCAUUAGUGACUUCUGGAUGAGCUCCAGCUCCAUGUCCACAGCAAUGGACAUAAUCUUCGCCAUUCUGUGUGGAGUGGGGCUCUUUUUCCUACUAAUCCCAUUCCUGAAGGAGUAUCCAGGGUCACCACCACCCGGGAGCGAAAAGAACAUCUCAGAGGUGGUGAAGAGGAGGCAGAGCAAGACCAGGAAGAAAACUGUUACUGUAGAAGGUUGCAGAGAUCGUCAAAAGAAUUCUCUGGAUAUCCAGACUGCAUCGCAAUCUAUGGAAAGCCCCAUCCAGCAUCCUUUUCUGGUCUCCUCUCCCCACCCCUUUUGGAACUCUAAGGAGAAACUAAAUCAGCUUUCCCUCCCUCAGCUGUUUUCGUACCUCAAGGUCUUAGAGGCUCUCAUACAGCAGAAUUUUAACCAAUUUUUAUGGGGCAUAACCUCUGUGCUCUCUGAGUCGGUUGUGGCUACUGCCUGGGUCUCCAGAAAUUCUUCCUCGGGAGAACGUAAAACUGUGAGGUUUAGAGAUGCAUGUGACCUCAUUCAUGCUUUACCCCUGGAUAAAGAACAUGCACAGGUUUUUCUGGACAAGCCAUUGCCCCACCCAUUUGUCACACCAAGCUUGGUAGGUAUGACAGGGUUCCAGGAACUCAAAAACCUCCCCAGCUCUAUACCAAACCAAACACUUUCUUCGUUCCAGAGUAGGUCCUCUAGACUAUCAUGUGCUACCACUGAGGUAGGGAUACAGACAUCGCUUCCAACUGUAAAUGAGCUCUGGCAACAUAAACUAAAUUGGAAAGACGCUGCAGACUGCAAUAUCCAAAACUGUCAAGUCGCCAUUAGCCAGCCCACUGAGAGCUCACCCAGGUGCACCCUGCCCACCAAAAAUACCAGGUCAGCCUCCAUCCUUCCUGAGCAUUAUCAAAUGGUCCACCAUCACAAGGAGUCACAGCAUGAAGAGAAAGAAAUUAAUGUGGGAGCACAACAAGGAGCUCAUUUCAGAUUCCUCCCAUCUAUGGAACUGACACAGCUUCAGGGAGAUUCCCAACCAAACAGUGAUGGUUAUUGCAAGAACUGGCCUGAACUCAACCAGCCUGCACAGCUCUCCAUCCUCAACUCCAAAAGUUGCAACUAUAGCCAGACGGUGGGGUCCGUGCUCACAGGGGUUCCCAAAAAGGAAGCCUUAGAAAACAGCAAUAUACUUAGCACCAUCAAUGAGAGCCUCGGGGUAGAAUUUCUGCCUUGCCCUUCAAGCAGCACCCCUGGGGAGGGUCUGGAAACUAAGAACCCUGCACUGAGGACAGAUGAGCUGCUUUCUAUAAACACUACCGAGGACCUUUCCUUCCUUGAUCCAAAGACGAAAAUGAAGCUUGAAUUAAACACCAUGCAGCUUCCUAUGAAACGCAGAAGGUUAUCUUGUGUUUCCAGGGCUGAAUACUUUUCCAAGGCUGCCACAAUCCUGGAAAAAAUGCAUCACCGAGAUCCAGGGGGGAUAAGGGUAAAAACUGUAUCAUCUGCCAGGCUGCAAAGUUCUCUGCUUGAACACUCACCUCCCCAGGUUCAGCAGACCAAAAGAGCCCUCCCACCUACUGCCAGCCAUGGGUACUCAAGGUCCGAUCCAGAUCAAUGGCAGAGAUAUCAGAGUGUUCAGCCCCAUGCUCUCUGCUUCCAGCCACAACUCCAGCAGAGCAGGACUAUCCAAGGGACUGGGAGAUAUAUCCUGCCACCAAAUACCAGCCCAGAAAUGUCUAAUGUACCCUGGAAGAAGUCAGAGGCUGUGGCCUCAGGACAACUGACCUGGAGUGCAACAACUGUGGACAUUGAAGACAGCGUUUCACCAUCAUGGGCCAAACAAACCAACACAUUGAUGGUAAAAGAGCCACCUCAUACAUGGAGGGUAAAUCUGGGAUCUGGUGAGAUUACCAAUGGACAAGCCUUAAAUACCAGUCUUGAGGACUUUGAGCCCAUGGAGACCAAAAGAAGCCAAGGCCAUCUCCAAACACCUACCCCACCAAAUUCAGAGGAUGUGGAUUUAAAAACAAAGGAGUAUAGUAACAAUGACUUGAAAGCAAACAAGCAGCCACAAGCCUGGUCUGUGAGCCCUCAUCCAAAUGAACCUAAUACAGUACACCCUGCCAUGGUAAGCUUGCCCUCACAGAACUCACUGCCCAGUCUCCAGAAUGGAUGGCAAGACCCCGAGAAUUCUCAGGGCUUAGGUGAUCUCCUCAUGAGUAGUAAUCAGAGUGUGGAGACUCAGGAGUUCAGAGUCCACAAGGAUAAAACUGAAGCAAAGAAUGACAAUGUAUUUCAUCCCUCUGAAGAGAGGUCCAGUAUUUUGAACCCUGGAGACAUAAGCCAGGAAGAAAGGCUUGGGAGAAUAAGUCCUUCUAUCCCAAGUUUCACCCAGCUCAACAAUACAGUCAAGACUGAGAGUCAGUCUUCCUCUAAUAUAGAAAGAAAAAUCAAGGUUUCUUCUCAAAGCUCCUCCAAGAUCAUCUCAAGGUAUUCUUCACAACAUGAAAACCUCAGCACAGAAUUUGAGGGGCAGGGGCAUUCUUUGAAUAAUGAAAUCCCCACACCAAGUACUAAGCAGACACAAGUAGUGGGUAGAGAAAAUCUCAUCUACAGUACAGCAGUUAAGCUACAAUCCCUCAUAAAUGUUCUGGUCCAGAACUUGAUGAAUAAUUUAGAUGACCAAUCAAAACUGACCAGAGAACCUGUGACCCAGGUACAAGAGUAUAAAAUGGAAUCAUUGACAUUCCAGCUGCGUGGCUCUCCCUGCUCUUCCAAAGGUUCCUAUGACCCAAAACAUAGCAAACCAGCAGGAAGAAUGAGCGGUAGCCAUGUCUGCCCUAAGGAGCACAGCCACUCUUUCACAUUCAGAAGAACUGAAUACAAACCACAGUCAGGGGUUGAUGCCCAGAAAGUCUGUCACCAACGUCUGAACAAAUUAAAAAGAGAAACGGGCUUUGACCAGCACCGUACUCCCUUGAGAAAUGACAAUCUAUAUUGUUGCAGAGGACCUGGGAACAAGCUUUCUGACCAGAAAGCCGGUGACCCAGGUCAAAUGGCAACAAAAAUUGGAAUUGGAGGCUCUCCACACAGAAGCAUGGUGGGGCACAACCAUUCAGCUAGAUACACAGAAAUUAGAGAAAAACAGGAACCAGGUAUUAGCCAUAAAGCCCUUGACCCAUGUGAAAAUACAAAGAAAAGUAUGAGCCAUGGUCAACUUAUGAGGUCCAAAGAGAACCACCCAGUCAAGGACAGGAAGACUGGAGGCCAGGAGCAGUCAAUUGUUGCUGCCCAGCGAAACCCUGGCCCAGAUGAAAUUAGAACAGAGAGUGGAAGAGAAUGCUCUCCACAUAGAAAGCCUAAAAUAUAUAACCAUUCACCUAGACAUAGAGAAAUUAUGGACAAACCACAACCCGGUGUAAAUGCCCAGAGAGCCUAUGACCAACAGAGAAGAAUGGCAUUUGACAACCUCCUCAAUCCAAAUCAGAAUGACCAACCAUGUCAGCACAGAGUACAGUCAAGUCUUUCUGACCUGAAAGCCUGUGACUCAGAUCAAAGUACAAGGAGUGGAAUGGACUCCUGUCCACAUAAAAGCACCAACUGGCACAACCUUUCAUUCCAAUACGGAGGAGCUGGAGAAAAAGUGCUGCUGCAUGUAAAUACCCAGAGAACCCAAGACAGACAUCCGGAUAGUGUGAAGAGAAGAGACUCUGACAACCUUCCCACACCCGAGAGGAACGACAGUCCAGACGGUUGCAGAGUAAUUGGAGAAAGGCAGCAGUUAGGUCUUGCUGACUCUAUAACCUGUGAGCCAGGUCAAAUGAAAAUGAAGAGUAGAAAGGGGAGCUGUCCACAUAGAUGUCCUGAGGGGUGCAAACUUUUACUCAGAUAUGAAAUAACUGGUAACAAACACCAGCCAGGCUUAGUCCUUAAGGUGUGUGAUCCAUAUCAAAGUUCAAAAGAAGAAAUAGACCAUGGUCAACCUGUGAGCUCCAAAGUGAACCAUUCAGCCGAGCACAGGAGAAAUGGAGGCCAGGACCAGUCAGAUAUUGCUGCCCAGGAAGCCUCUGACCUGAGGUAGACCUUACCAGCAAAGGUCAAAGAGCAGGUACCUCAGGCCAUCUUUGCCUCCCCAUACCAGGAAGCCUUCCAGAAGAUGUUCCAUCUGUUCAGUCAUUGUUUUCCCCUAUGGUUUCUUGGUAAUAAAUGUUGGUUUUUUUUC
Messenger RNA from Rattus rattus (black rat), 4248 nucleotides. RefSeq names its product spermatogenesis-associated protein 31A6-like. The record is from RefSeq and is a predicted model, not a curated record. The transcript has 2 exons. Lineage: Eukaryota; Metazoa; Chordata; Mammalia; Rodentia; Muridae. Bases 1 to 4107 code for a protein of 1368 amino acids.